Molecule: messenger RNA, 1152 nt
Organism: Gadus morhua (Atlantic cod)
Lineage: Eukaryota; Metazoa; Chordata; Actinopteri; Gadiformes; Gadidae
Product: trypsin
Exons: 6
Coding region: 123-926 (267 amino acids)
Biological process (GO): proteolysis
Molecular function (GO): serine-type endopeptidase activity
Source: RefSeq, a predicted model, not a curated record
CAAGUACUCCGUCUACAUUGUGUUGGGGAAGGAGAGGGUAUAAGGCUGUACUGCGACUGGAUGAGGGACUGGAACGGCCAGACAUCUGGGGAUAUUAACUGCGCUUUAACGGCGAAGGCAAGAUGACUGCAGCUCAUUCCUGCCACUUCUUACUCCUCUUUGUGAUCCUACUCAUCAGAACAGGAGAUAAAAUUAUCGGAGCCGUGGAAGCGCAGAAUGGAGAUAGAAUAAUUGGAGGCGUGGAAGUGCAAAAUUACACCAUACCGUAUCAAGCCUCGCUCCAGUACAGAAACAGCCACUUCUGCGGGGCCACCCUCAUCAAUAGAUUGUGGCUGGUGUGUGCCGCCCACUGCUGGAGACCGGCUCACUUAUUUACAGUGGUCCUGAGUGAACACAACCUACACCAGGAGGAAGGUUUUGAGCAAAGGUUCAAUGUCUCCAAAGUCAUCGUCUACUACCUGUACAACUACAGGACCUUCGACAAUGACCUUAUGCUGGUCAAGCUCGACCGACCCGCUGAACUGAACUCCAGGGUCCAGCCUGUCACCAUGCCGACCGAGAGCACGCCGGAGCUGGACCGUACCACCGGGUGCUCGGUCAGCGGCUGGGGGCUGACGAGGGUGUACAACCAGUUCCUGUCUCCCGUGCUGAGGGUCGUGGACGUGGAGUUCAUUCCCAAUUGCAAGUACUACUACUGGUUCAGGAUCACCGACAACAUGAUCUGCGCGGGCUCGCGCUUUGGCGGCAAAGACUCGUGUCAGGGCGAUUCUGGAGGUCCGCUUAUCUGUAACAAUAAAUUUGAGGGCAUUGUGUCCUGGGGCAUCAGCUGUGCACACGCUUAUUAUCCUGGUGUCUACACCAAGGUGCGAAACUACCUCGACUGGAUCAACUGGGUCGUUCAGUACGACGCCAUUACGCAGGCCUAAUAUAAACGACUUGAGGAGGGACUUUCCUCUGUUACGGAGUUUCAAUGUCUCUACACAUGACCCCUGUCAGAUAUGCCAAUAUAAAAAGUACAGCAUUGAAUGUUAGUAUUUUCUUUACACAAAUGAAUGGGUACAUGGACAUAAUUUCUACACGAAAUAGGCAUGCAUAGGUUUUCGGUCCCCAAGCAGAAUCAUCGAGACAUUAAAAGAAGGUUGGAAAAUAAUA